Anthostomella pinea is the source of this 1071-nucleotide messenger RNA. The record is from the annotation of a GenBank genome assembly. NCBI's taxonomy places the organism in Eukaryota, Fungi, Ascomycota, Sordariomycetes, Xylariales, Xylariaceae.
AUGUCGUCGGCCCUCGUUGCAGAAUCAUGGACAUGGUACUCCCUAACCUGGACUGUGGUCCUCGCCCGGAUGACAUCGCGGCGAGCUCUGUUCGGCUCGUUCAAGAAGCUCCAGAUCGACGAUGCCCUCAUGUUUGGCGCGAUGGCGACUGACACGGUCCUGAUGGUCGCGAUCAAUAUUAUCUCCCACACCAGCAGCAAUCUGAUAGAUCCGAACGAUCAUGCAGCGCUCACAAAGGAGAACAUCGCUGAAAGGGCGUUUGGUUCGAAGAUGGUUGUGGUCGCUGAGCAGAUGCAAAUUCUGACAAUAUGGCUCGUCAAGGCGUGCCUGCUGCUCAUGUAUGCUCGCUUAACUAUGAGUUUGAAGCAGAAUAUAUCGGUGAAGAUCGUCGCCGUCUACGUCACCUUAGGCUUUGUUGUGAUGGAGAUCCUGUACCUCGGUGUAUGGUGCAGGCCAUUCAGCCAGUACUGGGCGGUUCCUCCAGAUAAUGUCCAAUGUUCGGCUGCGACGAACCACCUUAUCACCAACGCGGUGUUGAACAUCUCUUCGGAUUUCAUGAUUAUUCUCAUCCCGAUGCCGGUGUUUCUACAGUCGCAACUGCCCGGGAAACGAAAGGCGAUUCUGUGCUGUGUUUUCGCCCUAGGACUAUUUACGAUACUCUCUGCGAUCCUAAACAAGUUCUACAGUUUCCACGAGCCCUUCGGCACUGCCUGGACUUUCUGGUACAUCCGCGAAUCUUCAACUGCUCUUAUCACGGCGAACCUACCAUUUACGUGGACGCUGCUGCAACGGGUGUUCAACCUGAAGUCUUUCAACGGGAAGUCUUCGAACCAACGGACCGGCGACCCGCCCUCCGGCUUCAGAUCAGGCUACGGCAACCACAACACCACCGUUGGGAGAGGCGAAGAUAUGGAAUUCUCGAGGACAGAUAGCCAGGAGCAUAUCAACCGGACGUUUGAACGUGACGUGCCGCUGAAGAUAUAUAAGCAACAGGAGGUGCACGUCACAAGGACCGACGGAGAUCAGGAAUCGAGUCGCUCCAGUGCCACGAGUAUUGAAACCAAGCAAUAG